Messenger RNA from Linnemannia hyalina, 636 nucleotides. The record is from the annotation of a GenBank genome assembly. Lineage: Eukaryota; Fungi; Mortierellomycota; Mortierellomycetes; Mortierellales; Mortierellaceae.
AUGAUGCUCUACAAACUGGUCGUUCUCGGAGAUGGAGGUGUCGGCAAGACUGCAUUGACCAUCCAGGCAAGUACUCAACAACGUGAAAAUACGAACACAGGACGGGUUAAUCGAUAUGAGAAACUAGAUAGCACUGAGGAUGUACUCCUGGAGAACUACCACGGUACAUACGAUCCUACCAUUGAAGACUCUUACAGAAAGCAGGUCGUCAUUGAUGACCAGUCCUGCGUCUUGGAGGUCCUUGAUACUGCCGGUCAGGAAGAAUACACCGCUUUGAGAGACCAAUGGAUCCGCGAUGGAGAAGGAUUCCUGUUGGUGUACUCGAUCGCUGCCCGUUCAACAUUCGACAGGAUAAGACGAUUCCGUGACCAGAUUGUGCGAGUCAAGGAUUCGGAUAAUGUGCCAUUGAUGCUUGUCGGCAACAAGUGCGACAAGUUGGCCGAGCGCGAGGUCACCCGUGACGAAGGAGCGUUGAUGGCCAAGUCGUUGCGUUGCGAGUUUACGGAAACAUCAGCCAAGACCUGUGUCAAUGUCGAGCGGUCGUUUUAUAAUGUCGUCCGGAUGAUCCGUCAGGCCCGUGAUGGUGGGGCCCCCCAGCCUAGGCAACCUAAAAAGAAGGUCUGCGCUAUCCUGUAA